AGUUUGCUGUCAGAUGAAUUUUUGUCGUGUGGUGCCAUGCACGUAUUGGAAUUUUAAUUAAUCGAAUUUACUUGGUAUAAACCCGGUUUCCUGUUAUUUUAACCAAAUUAGCUUACUCUCCUUAGUUUUGUGGUAUACAGACAGCAUUUUAAAGGAGGUGGUUAUGAGUUUCGAGCUGUAAAUUCAGUUGCAACUAAAAUGGGAGCCAAAGUGUCUAGGAAUGAUUUUGAGUGGGUCUACACGGAGGAGCCGCAUGCUAGCCGCCGGAAAAUCAUCUUAGAAAAGUACCCCCAAAUCAAGCAGUUAUUCGGCUACGACCCGCUCUUCAAAUGGGUGGUGACGGCCAUGGUGCUGACACAAAUACUGAUGAUGCCGGUUGUCCAGAGACUGAGCUGGCCGGCUGCGAUGGUGUUGGCUUACUGCUUUGGAGGAGUCAUCAACCACUCACUCAUGUUGGCUAUCCACGAGAUCGCCCAUAACCUAGCAUUUGGCCACAACAGGCCGCUCCACAACCGACUGUUCGGUUUCUUCGCCAACCUGCCCAUCGGGAUACCUAUAUCCAUCAGCUUCAAGAAAUACCACCUGGAACACCAUAGAUACCAAGGCGACGAAGUCAUAGACACAGACUUGCCCACUUUGCUAGAAGCGAAACUGUUUUGUACCACUGGUGGGAAACUGCUGUGGCUGCUUCUCCAGCCGUUGUUUUAUUCCAUCCGCCCACUGGUGGUCCGGCCUAAGCCGCCGUCGCCGUUGGAGCUCGUCAACCUUGUCAUUCAACUGUUCUUCGAUGCUGUGGUCGUGCAGAUGUUUGGUUGGAAAGUCCUGGCCUACUUAGUCUUGGGAUCGCUGAUGGCUAUGGGAAUCCACCCAGUGGCUGGCCACUUCAUAUCCGAGCAUUACAUGUUCAAGAAGGGUUUCGAGACGUAUUCGUACUACGGACCCCUCAACUGGAUCACAUUCAACGUGGGGUACCAUAACGAGCACCAUGACUUCCCGGCAGUACCCGGCAGGAGACUGCCUGAGGUCAGGAGGAUAGCAUCAGAGUUCUACGACAACUUGCCGCAGCACAACAGCUGGUCAAGCGUGCUAUACGACUUUGUGACGGACCCCGACAUUGGGCCCUAUGCACGAAUCAAGAGGAAGCACCACGGUCUGGAUAGCUAGAUUUACUAAAUAUGGAAGAGAUUCUUACAUGCAGGUACGCUUUUCGGGUCUUAGUUAAUUGUUGUUUACUUCCAAAUCACAAAAUUAAAUAGGAAUAGGUACAUACAGUAUAUUUUUUAAUUUUAUAUAUACCCAUAAUAGUUACAGGGAUAAAUAUAGGGUGUAACAUUAAAAAAAACAAGAAUUGAAAGCUAGGAUCCUAGUUUUUCAAUUGAAUAUAAUGUAGUUUUGUAAAUUACACGAUACUUUAAUUAAAUUUUGC
Molecule: messenger RNA, 1426 nt
Organism: Ostrinia nubilalis (European corn borer)
Lineage: Eukaryota; Metazoa; Arthropoda; Insecta; Lepidoptera; Crambidae
Gene: ifc
Product: sphingolipid delta(4)-desaturase DES1
Exons: 8
Coding region: 199-1164 (321 amino acids)
Biological process (GO): ceramide biosynthetic process
Cellular component (GO): membrane
Molecular function (GO): sphingolipid delta-4 desaturase activity
Source: RefSeq, a predicted model, not a curated record